AUGUAUGUUGUUGGGACCCUUUUACCGCCCUUGCUGCCAACAGUUUUUACCGUUUCAGUCGGAAUUUCUGAUCAGCGUUUGAGCAAAAAAAGGAUUGCGUGUUCCAACUCCGAAGAUAUUUUGGUUGCGGGAAAGGUCCAAACGGCAUGCUUUGACAAGACUGGGACGCUUACAAAACAAGGUCUCGAUUUCGUGUCCGCGCAGUGCAUACCAACAUGGAAUGAUCCUCAUUCUCCUUCGUCCCCUCUAUCGGAUACGGUAGCUCUCGGCAUGGCGUGUUGCCACAGUCUCACGACAUCGGGUGAUGCCAUGAUUGGCAAUGCCGUUGACCGAGUGAUGUUCGCUGCGUCGGGGGCACAACAGAAUCAGUCCUGGAUUGUUCUGAAUGGAAACCGAAUGAAAGUGCUCAAACAAUUUGAUUUUUGCCACAAUCGCAUGACUCAGAGCGUGAUUGUAAAACGAGUAGACGGCUCCAUGCUGGCAAUUGUCAAGGGUAGUGGAGAGAAUGUGCAACGCGCCUGCCUGCCUGCGAGCUUGCCGCAGGAUUACGAGAGGGUUUUGAGAGAAAGCGCAAAGGCUGGUAUAUACCAGAUUUCAAUGGCUGCCAAAGUCCUGUCCCCGGCCACGAACUUGGAAGAUAUCCAACGCGACAAAGUAGAGCUUAAUAUGGAAUUCGCCGGUGUGAUAAACUUUCAGAACGUGCUCCGUGAGGAAACACCGUAUGUGAUCACUCAGCUUCAGGCAGCAGCUGUUGAAUGCCUCAUUGUAACCGGGGACGCGGUUCUAACAGGCAUCACUAUUGCGAGGGAGAGCGGUAUCAUCCCUACGGGAGCGGCAGUAUUAUGGUGCGCUAUGCCCCACAAGGACGACCGUGUCGAAUGGGUCGAUUUCGAUCAUGAAGGGCGCAUGACGGAUUUGCCAUGGUCAGCUUUACGCUCGGGGACGACGGUGUUGGCAGUCACGGGUGAUGUCUGGGACUCCCUCGAUAUCUCAUUUGUGUCGGAGCUGAGUCCGUUUGUCCGCGUUUUUGGAAGGUGCACACCCGCACACAAGGUCGCGAUCAUCUCGCAUUAUUGCGAUCAAGGCAAGAUCACGCUCAUGUGUGGCGAUGGAGGCAACGACUGUGGAGCGCUCAAGGCUGCACACGUGGGUGUGGCUCUUAGCGAUGCGGAGGCCAGUAUGGUGUCCCCUUUCACCAGUUUGGACAAGUCAAUUGUGUCGGUGACGGAGAUCCUCAAGGAAGGACGGUGUGCUUUGGCGUCGGCACUGGCCUCGUACAAGUAUGUGAUAAUGUAUGGUCAAGUAGAAGCAAUCGCAAACGUCAUGAAUGCAUACUUCAUGAUAAACCUAUCAGAGUAUUGUUGGAUGUUCAUGGACGGUUUCUGGGUCAUUUCAAUGUCUUUCACUUUGCCGCUCGGCAAAGCCGCUUCCGCUUUGGCCGAAACUAGGCCUACCGCGUCCCUCCUUGGUCCCAUUACUGCCUCGAGCGUCGUCGGUAUUCUUCUUAUCAACACUACUUUUGCAAUUAUUGCUCUCUGGAUUCUAUUUCAUCAAGAUUGGUUC
Messenger RNA from Phaeodactylum tricornutum CCAP 1055/1, 1563 nucleotides. RefSeq lists its product with no specific name. The transcript has a single exon. NCBI's taxonomy places the organism in Eukaryota, Bacillariophyta, Bacillariophyceae, Surirellales, Neidiaceae. The record is from RefSeq and is a predicted model, not a curated record. The annotation marks the transcript as partial. Gene Ontology annotation, cellular component: membrane. Gene Ontology annotation, molecular function: ATP binding; ATP hydrolysis activity; P-type transmembrane transporter activity.